Electrophorus electricus (electric eel) is the source of this 4675-nucleotide messenger RNA. It is a transcript of the gene stox2a, whose product is annotated as storkhead box 2a. The record is from RefSeq and is a predicted model, not a curated record. Gene Ontology annotation, molecular function: RNA polymerase II transcription regulatory region sequence-specific DNA binding. Gene Ontology annotation, cellular component: cytoplasm; nucleus. Gene Ontology annotation, biological process: regulation of transcription by RNA polymerase II. Lineage: Eukaryota; Metazoa; Chordata; Actinopteri; Gymnotiformes; Gymnotidae.
UCGGCGCGGCUCGUCCAACCGAGCUUGUCACGCUGCAACGCGCACUGGUCACAAGGCGUCACGGACGAUGCAUUUCCACCCGAUGCUUCAGUGCCAACCAACGCGUGUGAACGAGUCACAGUCUGCAGCUGUUGCGGACCCUGCGUGCUCUGCUGCAUAAAAACAACAACAACACGAGAGCGGAACCAGCGGGCGCGAGCCUGCUAGUGUAGCAAAUACAGGCACGAGGAAAAACGGAUGAAGUCAUCCCUCGCGCUCCAACAUCACCGACUCGGGCAGCGAUCGAUCCGCCUCCAGCUGGUGCGGCCGGACACGCGCCUCCGCCUUGGCCACCCCACCGACGUGGGUGUGGGAAUGUCCUGCGUGCUCUGCGCAGCACGCCGUCUGAGACGCGCGGGACGCGCGGGCACAGGUAGGCUCCGGUAAGCGUUUGCAGACAACCUACUGACGACUAGGUCGCUUCGCCAGUUCGUCUCAUUGCUGCGCCGGAUUCGCAAACAAGCCGAGCCUUGGCAGUAGACUAUGACUUUGCCGGUCAAACGGUGUCGUUUUAGUCAAAUCGUGCAUGAAUGAAUGGUUUUAGCACGCGAAUGGAGCUUCCGCCGUCACGGGGCGCGCUUCUGAGAGACGGUGCGAUGUCCAGCUUCCGGAGCUUCGGUAAGACUCCGUGUGAGACAGGCUGUCGUGGAGCGUUGGACGGGUUUUUGCUUCCCGGCGUGGCCUGCCUGUGAGAGACGCCUCGGUAAGGAUGGAGAAGUUCCUGCAGAUCGCCCCUCACUCCCUCGCCAUAGUGCUGUCACGGGUCGGCACCGAGGAUUCCCCCGCGGUUACCGAAAAGAUCCAGCAUCACCACACCGGCUAUGAGAUUUUCGCCGACUUUAAAGCCGAGAACAUGCAGCAUUUCUGGAAUAAGAAAGUGACAGACGCCAUAUCGGAGACUUUCUUUCUGGGAUGGAUAGACGAGCACGUCCUGCUUAUCCAGGGAAAGGAAGAUCAUCUGGAAGUACUGAGGGAGAGCUGGACGCGCAGGGCCCUCAACCCCCCCAGAGGCUUCGAGAUUCAGUGCAUAGGUGAUGUGUCUCCCAUCAGCAUGUCCCCGAUCAGCCAGUCUCAGUUCAUUCCGCUGGGAGAGAUUCUCUGUUUGGCCAUCUCAGCCAUGAACUCUGCCCGAAAACCUGUCACCCAGGAAGCCCUGAUGGAGCACCUUACCACCUGCUUCCCAGGUGUACCUACCCCGAGUCCCGAAAUCCUGCGGCACACGCUCAACAUGCUGGCUCGAGAGCGGAAGAUCUACCCCACCCCCGAGGGGUACUUCAUCGUCACCCCCCAGACCUACUUUAUCACCCCCUCCCUCAUCCGCACCAACAGCAAAUGGUACCACCUGGACGAUCGGCAUCCGGACCGGCAGCAGCAGCAGCAGCAGCAGCAGCAGCAACAACAACAACAACAACAACAACAACAACAACAACAACAGCCAUUGCAGCAGCAGUGUACGUCACCCCAGUCUGGAACAAUCACGCCUUCCACGUCUGGGUGUGUACGUGAGAGGCUCAACCACAAGAACCUCUGUGACUCGUACAACACGUUCCGUGACGAGGUGCCCAGCAAUCACACCACCCUUCAGAGGAAGUCCCCCAAGGAGCCUAAAGGGGACCCGCCCUCCUACCCUCAGCCGCCACCCCCUCCGUCAGCCACGCUGCACCCACCCGAUCCCGACAAGAGCAGGACCAACCCCUCCUUCUCCUACAAGACGGACACGCUGACCAAGAAGAGAGAGGGAACGGCCGGGGGCAGCAGUGAGAGGCAGUCCAAGAAGUUCGGCCUGAAGCUCUUCCGCCUCAGCUUCAGGAAAGACAAGACGAAGCAGCUGGCCACCUUCUCCGCCCAGUUCCCGCCGGAGGAGUGGCCCCUGCGGGACGAAGAGACGCCCACGGCCACCGCCAUCCCCCGGGAGGUGGAGAUGGAGAUCAUUCGUCGCAUCAAUCCGGACCUGACGGUGGAGAACGUGGCGCGGCACACGGCCGUGAUGAAGCGCUUGGAGGAGGAGCGGGCACAGCGCUGCAAGGCGAACGCAGCGGCUCAGCAGAGCUCACGCAGCCGCCGCAGCAGGGGACACCGUCGAAUGCCGCAUGGCAAGUCGCGCUCACACAGCAAGACCCGUGUCUCCCGCGGGGACGCAUCCGGGGGCUCCAACCUGGACCUGGCCGGUGUGGGACUGGACAGGGACUAUCGCUUCUUCAGUCACUCGCUGGUGCGCUCGCCGCGGGAGGGCAUGUACACGGUGGAGCGCAGGAGUGGUGCCGCGUACCUCGUCCACAGCAACCCCAACAUCGCCGAGUCAUAUUUCCCCGUUACCCCGGAAUGGGACGUGUCGGGGGAACUGGCAAAGAGGCGGACGGAGAUGCCCUUCCCGGAGCCUUCCCGUGGCACCUCCCACUCCCGGGUACACCGGAGCCACAGCCACACGCAGGACCGCAAGUCCCGCACCGAGCGGCCGGACAAGGCCAAGGAGAGAUCCCGAUCCAUGGACAACUCCAAGGGUCCACUGGGUGGCGGCAGCUCCACGCUGGGAACAGCCGAGGAGUACGACCGGAGCCCGGAUCACCGCAGCCGGUACUAUACGGACGACGGGACACUGAGGGCCUCCUCGCAGAAGACGUCCCACUAUUCGCGCAUUAUGUUCUCUGCCUCCAAGUUCAGCUCGGAGAUGUCAGUGCCUGACAUGGGCAAGAUGAGCGUGGACUGCCCUCUGGAGCGGAACAUGAGCAGAGACAGCCUGCCGGCCUACAGUGACCUGAAGGCUCUGUCGCCGAAGCCCCUGGCAGACGACUACUUCCAGUGCAAUACGUCGAACGAAACAAUCCUUACCGCCCCGUUGCCGCUGGGCAAAUCAGACCACGACACUUUAACGCCGUCCGAUGGGAUCCGUAAGGGGUCGCCGGCUGACCGGCAGACGCCACACCUCCCCUCGCCACACCCCAUGGAGUACAAAGAGGACUCCUCCGCUAAGGGUAAAGCCACGCCCAGCCAGACGCCUGAGCCAAUGGCCAACGGACGUUUGAUACAGCACCAACACGGCGCCGACCCAGGGGGAGGGGGCGGCGUGGUGGUGGAUAAGAGGAAAGAGAUUUUCAGUAAGGACACUUUAUUCAAACCGCCGCACAGCGUUUUGACGAUGAGCUACGUAGACAGUGGCUACUCAAAGUCGGGCACGUUGCGAAAGACCCCGCACAUGAAAUCCUCCGAGGUCCUCGACACCCUUGAGCCUCAGCCGCCGCCUAACUCCGCCUCCUCGCCCACAUCUGCCCCGCCUCCUACGGGGUCAGAGCACGGUGCCCCCUCCACAUCGGAGGCCGGCUUUGACUACUACAACGUGUCAGAUGAUGACGACGAGGAGGUGGAGGAGGCCUCCCAUAAAGAGGCAGCUCCCGUGGAGGGCAAGGGGCGGGCGGGGGGUGGGGAGGGUGGGGUCGGGGGCGGAGUCGGGGGUGGGACCAUGCAGUGGCUGCUGGAGCGAGAGAAGGAGCAUGACCUACAGAGGAAAUUCGAGACCAACUUGACUCUCCUGAGUCCUAAGGAGAACGAAAACACCAGCAGUCAGAAGUCGGCGCACUCGGCACGGCUAGACAGCAUGGACAGCAGCAGUGUGACCGUGGACAGUGGCUUUAACUCUCCACGCACCCGGGAGAGUUUGGCCUCCAACACCUCCAGCAUCGUGGAGAGCAACCGGCGCCAGAACCCCGUCCUGAGCCCAGCCCACAUGGGCAGCACGAGCGUCGGCCCCCCGUUUGCGUUCCGCGCCAUACCUGAGCCCCCCACUGCACAGGCGGAGAAACUGCAGAAGUCCCCUAACUGCCUUGCCUCCAUCACCAGCGUCUGACAUGGGUGGUGCUCCUCCAAGUGGGUGCAGAGGUGGCGCGAUCUGUGGAGGUGGCGUGUGCUGGCGCCCGGGCGUGGUGAUGUCGCAGCCCUGUGGCGGGCACCUCGGACUACGCGGAGACCGUUGGGGCCACAGGUACGGCUUCCGCAGACUGCUCCUACGGCGACAGAAAAGUCGCUGCAAAGAAGAAAAAAAAGAGGGGAAGUAACCAUGACAUGAUUUAUCUUGACAAGCGAAUAAUCAGGAAAUUCUCCGGUUUGAAUCAACAGUUAUUUUCUUAAAAGUAUCUUUUUUUUCCAGUAAUAACAACUGUUUUCUUCAGUCACGGAUGAAAGGCAUCAUCCUGCCGAUGGAAUAAGUUGCACUCUGACAUAAGGCUGCUGACACAGACAAGGUUGGAAAGAAAUUGAAAAAUGUGGUAAUGACUUAUGGAAGGAACCUGUUAUUAAAUCUCAUUUUAACAACAUUAAAUUCAUGAUUCAUAAUGUUGUAUAAUAAACCCCAAAAUAAAGACAUUCCUCACAACACCAUUAGCUCUGUUGAUAAAGGGAUAAAAAAGGACUGGAGUCAUACUUUCAUGCUUAUAAAAAUAAAUAAAUAGUACUUAGAUUGACUUACAAAGAAAGAAAAACAGUUACUCUGAGAUUAAAGGAUUCUUUUAGUGAAAACAAGGACUGUUCUGUUUUUUCAGUUAAAUCCCACACAGGGCAAAGCAGAUACAAGCGUAAGAUGUGUGUCACUGUACAUCACUCACCGAGUUUACCUGUUUCAUUAAAGUUUCUAUCUGACAUUCAA